AAAAGUGAAAUGUAAACAUAAAUCAGGCGCUAAUUAUGCGUGUAGCGCUACUUGACCAUUAAUUUGUAUCAAUCCACGCGCCUCUAGCAGUUAAAUCAGAUGGGAUUUAAAUGACUUCGGAUGUUCGAAAUCUUACUUCCCUAAAUAAUUCACAAAACCCUUUGGGGAAUCACCGAAGUAGAGCAGCUUCGGAGUUGGAGACGAUUUCUAGUCUAGACGUGAGCAGCAGUUCCCUUGUGUCUAGUAGUGAAGACCAAUUGCUAACCUAUCAAAAGACACUCGAAGAUUGGCUUCUAAAAGCUGUGGUUCAUACAUUUUCUAAAUUGUCUUCAAGCCACAGAUCAUUUGAAUCAAUUGCUACAAAAGCUGUUGGACUGCCUACAUCACUUGCUUGUGCACUAAACUAUUACCUUCCUAAAGAUUUCAAGGACUUGUUAACUGAAAGCAAAUUAGAUAAAGUUUGCUUAGAUCAUUAUCAAGAAUUAGUAGUAUUACUAUCAUCAUCAGCAGCAGCAGCAUCCACUACAGUAUUGGAUACAAAUACUCUUAUAAGUCUCAAUAUUCAUCAUGAUCUAUACAAAGAUGAUUGUGAAAAUAUUAAAAGAAUUCUAAAUUUUAUUCAACAUUUAAAUAAAUCAUUGGAUAGUUUCAAGUCACUUCUGGCAUCGAUUACACACUUGUUGAAUCAAUAUCCAACAAAUAGAUCUGUUGAUGAAAGAAUUGGAUUUAAACAACAUAAUGAUGAUUUAUAUCUGGUGAUUAAUAUUUAUCAAUUGAUUUCUAAAGUUGCCAACACUACUACUACUACUACUACUGGUGGUAUACACCGGCCUUCUGUCAGUUCAGUCUCGUCGACAACUAUUACCACUACUACUAAUCCUGCUUCUCUGGCUAGUACAAAUACUAUUCAUAGUGGUGAUAAUCUACAGUCGGAUUAUACUUCUCGUGUACAAAACGGAGUCUUACGUGAUUUAGUUCGUACCUCUGGAGUUGUUGCUAAACCUGCAAGACCAGCACAUCCAAGUAAUCAACCUAUUCCUGUAGUAAAUCAGUCGACAGUAGAUCAGUUAGUCAGUUCAUCGACUCCAUCAUCAGCAGCACCAUUUAUUCAUUCAAAAGAUAUGAGUAACUGUGACAAUAAUACUCCUACUCCUACUACUACUACUACUACUAAUAAUAAUAAUAAUAAUAAUAAUAAUAAUAAUAAUUCUCAAAUAUCUGAUGAAAAUAUACAUUCCACAGCAACUACAAAAAUUGCCAAUAACUUAUUAAACGAUAAUGAAGAAAAUCAAAAGCUCAAAAAUAUUACCAAUGAUAAAACUAAUGAUUUACUAACGGAUAUAGCUCGUGCUGCAUAUAAUCGGAGUUGUUCUGUACCUUGUAAAGAAUUCUCUAAUAAUAAUAAUACUAGUGAUUUCAAUAAGCCUGGACAAGUACAACCAUUACAGCAACAAAAUAAAAGUUCCACUAAUGGUCAUUAUUAUUUAACGCCUGUGUCACAUGAUGAUAAUUCAGUUAUCGAUUCACCUGAUAAUCAGAUAAUGACAUCUACUGACACGACCAUUGCUACAGAUACCAAUGAUGUUAGUCAACCAUUCACGCGUAAUUCACUUUACGCUACAUUUAAUAAGCGUCCAACUCCAUGUCUUUCAACCAAAUUGCCAUCCAUCGGUAGUCUGUCUCAACCGAAUAAUCCAAUGAAGCGUAUGGGGGCAAAAUCACCUCGAAUGAAUUCUACUGGUGAUAUUAAUUUGUCACAAGUUACACUGCCAUCAUUACGAUCGGAAUUUGAAAAGCGUAAACGUUCCCUAUCUUCUGUCAAUCCUGCAGAUGUGUCUGAAAUGUCCAAAAUUGAAAAAGCUUUACCUCUAGGAACAACAACUUGGAAAGCUGCUGGAACAGCACGUUCUCAAACACGUAAAGCCAACGAUGUUGAUAAUACUGGUGAAAAUGGUAUUUCAUCGACUAGUACAAAGCCUGAGCAAGAGAAUACAACACCUGGACGUGCUGCAGCUCUACGAUUAUCUUUAGAUCAACGCAGACGUGCUAUUGAAGUAUCCAGGCAACGUGAACGUUUGGCGAGUACUAAAGCAGCUGUUAAUAGAAAUAAUGCAGCUUUUGUUAAACUUCUUCAGGAGCAAUUUCAUCAACGUCGCGAUGUUCCAGCGGGAGAAACUAAGCUACCCAGUGAUAAAACACCGAAGACUGAAACUACUCCUGUUGCCUCACCGACAAAAUCGAACGGACCAGAAAACUUGGUUAGUGCUUGUGUAGAUGCAGAAUGUAUGCAUGUUAUAACAGAUAAUCAAGAGAUUACUGCAUCUACCUCUAAGGUUGGUCAAGCUACAGAUUUAGAGGAAGAUUCUUCAAUGCUGUCAUCAUCUACGGUUCCGAAUUCUAAUGAGCCUUUACAAGAUAAUUCUGUAAUCAUGGAAACUAGUACAACAGUUGCAGCACUGGACGAUAAUACAUAUGAACCGACUGAAUCUGUAGCUUCUUCGCCUAAAUCUCCAAAAUCCUGUCGUGAAGAAAAUCAAACAUACGAUUCGCCUACGCUUCCAGUGAAACACUCAAAACACCAUGAUACAGGUCCUAUGAACAACCAUCAUAGUAUUCAGAAUUAUCAAGAUAUAGACCAACGUUCAUCUGUAUCAUGUCAGAGAUCGAACAGCGAUGAAUCAGAUUAUCUUCCAUCCAAUAUGUCAGCACCUCAUAUUGUCUCACCCCACCCAUCCAGUUGGCAUCAGUCUUUACCAUAUCAACGUAAACCAGAUACAAGGCGACCAAAGUCUAGAUAUAGUGAAAGGGAAUCUACACCUCAACCAGAAUCGUUUACUGCCGAUACUCAUAAUCACCAUAUUCAUCAGUAUCCUCAUACUCACAAAAGCUCAAAGUAUCGAGGUUAUGCGGAUAAAACAUAUCCUGGGCAUUUUGCUCCAUCAGUUGCUUAUAAUGAUCGUGGUUUUGUUUCUGUUGACCCAUUCCAUGGUGCUCAAUCUCCUCGCUUUAGACGGCACCAUAUCAAUCAUAAAACUUGUCAUUGUGACACAUCUUUGCACAAUUCUACGUGUGAACAACCAAUUCCGCAUAAAUAUCUAUCUCAACGGCAUUAUCGCCGUCACAAUCCUGCUAAUCAAUUGAUUCAAAGUGGUAGUUAUUGUGAUUGUAGUUCAGGUGAAGCAAGUUCAGAAACAGAUGAUGAAUCUAAUUGUACUUGUGAUGAUCAUUCUUAUCCACACGUGAAUCGUAUGGCUUACUCUGGACGAUUUUCUCAUCGAUCACUUUCCAGAUUAUCGAAACCACACUCCAAAAACAGAUACAGAUCAAAUGUUCGUAAAUCAACUGAAUAUGCCUACGAUUAUGAAGAGGAAGAAGAAGGAGGAGGUAGAAUCCACUCUCCAGCUGGAUCCUAUGCUUCCUUACGUGGGAUCAAUUCACGUACGGCUAAAGGUGAUAUGAAUUCCAUGGGGAAUAACAAUAACAAUAUUCAGUCAACAGCCUCUGGUGCUGGUGUUGAUCCUGCGACAUUAGAUCAAAUUAAUCGAAAUAUGUCUGAUUUACGUUCUGGUUUUGAACGUUUAUCUAUGCAACAACAAGUUCUUUUAGCUUCAUCGUCUGCGACAACAGCUGCUGCUCUAGUUGCGAGUAGUUUUCAACAACAACAGCAUCAGCAACAACAACAACAACAAGAACCAUUUCCAUCAGCAAAUUCUUUAUCUCAAACACAAGGACUAUCUACAUCUAUAUCGAAUAUAUCGACAACACGGGCUACAUGGAGUGAUAGACCUAUUUUACGUGAAUUAAGUGUACAGCGUAAUCCAGAUGUUGUGACAAAUGGAUGCAAUGAAGCAGUUCAAACUAUUCUGGAUGAGGGGGAUACUGAUAAUGUGAUUAUUUCAAGUGACCCGUCCCAUGGUGAUGAUUCUCAUGAACACGAAGAGGAGGGUCCUGUUUUUGUCAGUGUUAGUGACGCUUCAAAAUCUUCAACUGUACCGUCAAAUCCGUCACCUGUAGAAACAAGUCAGAAACAAGUGAAAUCACCACUUAUCACUGGGCAAACGCCUAAACCAGAAGGAAAACUUUUCUUCAUUGGCUUUGAAGAACCUGAUCCUGAGCGUAUGCAGCGUACUAAAGACCGAUUGGAAGCACGUCGAGCUACAGAAAGAGCAAUGGUAGCAGAACAAUUGGAAGCAUUGCGUACUACUGGACGUAAAGAAAAAGAAGCAGCUGAUCGUGCUCAGUAUGAAAGAAAACUAAAUGAAAAAGAAAGACGUGAAGCUGUAUUACAAGCACAUUUAUCUAAGAAGGAAGCUGCUAUGUCAUCUGGAUGUCGUAAUCAUAAUCCAUACCCUGUAAGAUCUGGUUCCUCAGCACUUUCCAAAUCUGAAGUUAAUCUAUCCACUACAAUGCCUAAACAUAGUGCAAGUAAAAAACCGUCUACUGCACCAAAACGUGAUAGAAAUGCACCAGUAGCAGCUUCAUUGGAUGCCUUUCCAUCGUCAAAGCCUAACUCCCGUGUAAAUUCAGCUAAAUCAAAAGCAGCACCUCCACCAGCUACUACUACACGUGGUAGUGGUGAUGGUGAAGCUGUGGAUGUCAAUACUGAACCUGACUGUGAUAGUUCCUCAUUUCAAGACACUAAGCUUCACACAAAUCGUAAUCGUUCAUCUAAUAAUGGUAAUACUACCACUACUAAUACUAUGACGACGACGACUACUGCGGGUGCCACACGUACACCGCUUCCUUCUGGGAUUAGUCUAUCUUCAUUACAUCGACUUGGUGCUUCAGAAUCACCAUCUAGUGGUCCUGGUGUACCUGUUCAGUGCUUAAACCAGCCUCGUUUAUUUGUGAAGCCUAAAGCAAAAUCCAAUCGUACUGUUGUUGUGAAUGCCAUCAGUCAUUGUUGUUUAGCUGGGACUGUCAAUGAACCGACAAAACAACUUGCGCUUAAAGAAUUAGCUGCUACUGAAGGAACGCACUUUAUGAUACUCUUUCGUGACUCUCGAUGUCAAUAUCGAGCUGUUUAUUCAUUUGAUCUAGAAUCAGAAGAGUUGAAAAUUAUUUGUGGCAAUGGACCAAGAAGAAUUACACACGAAAUGGUUAAUAGGUUUUUCAAAUACAACAGUGGAGCAAAACAAUUCACUGAAAUCACCUCGACAAAACACCUGAGUCCUGUUGUCGACGCUGUAACAAUUCACGAUGCUCUUUGGAUUAAAUCCGGUGGUGCACAUACACUUUUGCCAAGUCAUUGUUCUUAAUAAUUGCAUACACACUUAUUAUUUCUUAAAUAUAUAAGAAAAAGCAGAUUUUACAACUAGAAAAAGAAAUUAAAAGUAAACAUUUUCCUCAAUUCAAUUAUACAUAAACAUCAGCUUGUUUCCACUCACAUUUCUCCUAACUGCUUCUUGGGGUGAUGGAAUUUUAACUAUCGUCUGAAUAUAUAUACAUAUUAUUUCUUCAUAUUAUUGUUUAUUAAUUAUGUAAUCAUAAUGAAUGACAAUAAUGCUUACUAUGCAAAUGUUCAUAUAUGAUGACCAGGUGAUAUAGCCUCACUUGUAUCUCCUGCUUCCUACAUAUAUAUAUAUAUAUAUAUAUA
This is a messenger RNA of Trichobilharzia regenti, 5596 nucleotides long. NCBI's taxonomy places the organism in Eukaryota, Metazoa, Platyhelminthes, Trematoda, Strigeidida, Schistosomatidae. The record is from the annotation of a GenBank genome assembly.